Messenger RNA from Pelagomonas calceolata, 1394 nucleotides. Lineage: Eukaryota; Pelagophyceae; Pelagomonadales; Pelagomonadaceae. The record is from the annotation of a GenBank genome assembly.
AGCGGCCAAUUCACCUGCCAAUUAACGCGCCGCCGCCGCCGACGCGGACGAAGGCAGCCGCCGAGAGGUCCUCUCCAGGCAACCGAGACCACCGCCAGAACCGCGCCGCCGCCGCCACCGACAACCACCGGGGCAGCACCAUGCAGUUCACCCCUCAGCAGCUGGCCGGCGGCUCGUCCUACAUGUGCAAGACGAAGGUCGGGAACUGGCUCGAGGACAUGUGCCUCCAGGAGGAGAAGCUGAGCGAGUUCGCGCGCAACCGGGACGAGGGGUCGAGCCUCAUGUACAACGUCAUGGGCAAAAGAAACCUCUACCACACGAAGGUGCCCCUCGCUCCGAGGGCUGGUUCGACCAUCAGGUUCGGUGAUGUUAUUAUGCUAGGACAUCCCUCGACGGGUGGUGUGUUAGGAGUGGAUCUGACGGAGCCGUGUCUCGACGCGAAUCGCGACCAGAAAUUGGUGACAGCAGCCAUGCCGGGAGUCGAACCGGAGCACUGCGCUCGGUAUUCCUACAUCCUGGAACCUACGGAUAGUGCGACGCAGCUCGGAGACGACCUCCACUUCGGCGAACCUGUUUUCCUGAGGUGCCACGAUUUGCUGGUGUUGGAUGAAGCCUUAGGAGCCACACGACCGCCCUUCUACUUAGCCUCACAGCUGAAGAACGACAGAAAUGGCUCUCGCGUCAGCAACCAGCAGACGGUCUUCGCCACGGACAAGCGAUCCAUGGCGGCCGCGUGGACGUUCGAGAAGAUCAGCGCGAACACGGGCGUCGUGCGACAGCUCAGCGGUGGCGAGGCCGUGCCCUGCGGUACUGGAUUAAAUGGCCCGACCGUGGUAGUGCAGCACAAGACGACGCGGACCGCGUUAGCGGCUUCCGUCAAGAACUGGGACAGCACCGACUUCGGCAGGGAGCUGGAAGUGACGUGCCACAACCACCUGGGCCAGAACAAGGUCAAUGCGCUUGUGAGCGAGAUGGCGGGCAAGACGACGGGCCAGACGAACGUGCGGCUCGAGAAGUCGCCGAAUUUUUGGUGCGUCAUCGGCGACGUCGAGGGCGCGGAGCAGCCGCCGCAGCCCGAACUGCCGGGCAUGCUGAACGCCGACCAGAUGGUCGCUUUAUUACAAGAACGCGUGGCGGCGAUCGAAGGCGCCGGCGAGCGAUUGGUCGCCUUGGCCGAGGCCGCGCCGGGGUCGAAUAUUGAUAGGGAGGACGUCGCCUACGAGUUGGCCGACAUUGGGCUCGGGUUCGAUCCAGAUGCAACCAAGACAUUACUGGACGCGUUCGACGAGGGCGACGGCAUGAUUCCCAUCAACCACUUCCUCGACGCGGCGCUGGCGCAGGUCGCGGAGUAGUAGGGCUCUUUUUUGCUGCGCGUAAGGACUGCGGUAUACUAG